Molecule: messenger RNA, 2817 nt
Organism: Mycena citricolor
Lineage: Eukaryota; Fungi; Basidiomycota; Agaricomycetes; Agaricales; Mycenaceae
Source: the annotation of a GenBank genome assembly
AAUGAGAAUUCACUGAUCCGAUCAACAAAUUAUUCGCCAGAUCUUUUGGGCUGUGCCAAACAUCGACAACGGACACAUCUCCCUCGACCAACCCUCGAAGCAUUAGCUUGCUUCACCUCCACCCUCCUCUGCUCCCAUCACGUCCUCCUCCACAAUGGCAUCCCAACCCUCUCAGCAAUUCGCAUGUUAGUAUCUCUCUACAUAGCGCAGCUGCACGCGAUCGCCGUUUUUCUCCAUCCGCCUUCGUGUCGAUUUUCCGGAUGUGGAUCGGAUUGGAUGCGUCGGACUUGGUGGGAUGGAUGAGCUGAUGACAGAGGAAUAGAUGCACAUCGAGGGAGUGCUUCUCUGUAGACCGUGUUUGACGGAACAGGGGGACACAUUUUCGCCUGGUGAAGCCGUGGCGGAGGGAUCGUCCGGCGCCGAGGGUCGUGUACAUCAUUCUCGCGUUUUAUACGUGCUUUUGGUUGCUGUUUCGCUGGCUCAGUGCGACGUCAGACAUGCGCGGCUGUCCCUAUGUACCGUCGUCGGGCAUGCCCGUUCCAGCAUGUUCUGAUCGCAUCGACGGGAGACUCUUUGUGCCGUCGCUGGCUCAUUAGCUCCAGCCACAUCCCGAUUCGUUCUAAUGACCUUUCCUCCAUCUUUUCUCGAUGUUCAUUUCGACGUAUGCUCUGUGAUCUGACGACGUUUCCAGUCCGUGCUCAAAAAUCCCUCGGCCUCGUUGGUGGCUCGCCCGAGUAUCUCCCCAUCUCCAACUUUCAAGGCCCAGAUGUUCCCGCGCGGAUGUAUCACUACAGUGCUGAUGGACGGCUGUACGCUUAUGCCUUGCCUGACGUGGUGCGGAUAUUCCAGGCAGAGGGCGCGCAGCUUCUCCAGGAGCUUCCUAUCUCACAAAUUCUGGACCUCAAGUUCUCGCCCCGCGGGACUUAUCUCUCCACAUGGGAACGCCCUGUCAAGCUUGAAGACGGCGCGCAGCACAAAAACCUUCGCGUGUUCUCUUGCUCAACUGGAGAAGAGCUGGUUUCCUUUAGUCAAAAGGGCCAAGAAGGCUGGGAUCUGCAAUACACGAUCUCUGAAUCGCAUGCCAUUCGGCUCGUCGGGCAGGAGAUCCAGGUCUUCCGACCUGCCGAAUGGUCCAGGGGAGUCGUGGACAAGCUGAAGGUUGAAGGAGCGAGCAGUGUCUCCUUGAGCCCGGGCUUGAAUCCUUCCGUCGCAGUGUUCAUUGCUGAGAAGAAGGGUCAACCAGCUAGCAUCAAAAUAUACGGAUUGCUCACGCUCAACAGCCCGCCUACAUGCCAGAAAACAUUCUUCAAGGCUGACCGCGGCACGAUCAAAUGGAACGAUUUGGGGACACAGGUGCUAUUGUUGACCCAGACGGAGGUGGAUAACUCGAACAAGAGUUACUACGGAGAAACGGGGUUGUAUCUGCUGAGCGCGGCUGGAAACUUCGAUUGCCGCGUGACGCUGGAUAAGCAGGGGCCCAUCCACGACUUUGUGUGGAAUCCGACCUCGAAAGAGUUCGGUGUCGUCUAUGGAUUUAUGCCGGCCAAGACCAUGCUCUUCGAUCAACGAGUCCGGUCCAUACAUGACUUCGGGACCUCGCCCACCAACUUUAUAUCCUUCAAUCAGCAAGGGCGUCUAAUCGCGCUGGCGGGUUUCGGUAACCUGGCGGGCAAGAUGGACAUCUGGGACCGGCGCACGCUGACCAAAGUGUGCACCAUCGAUGCCCCCAACACUUCGUAUUGCGACUGGUCGCCCGACGGCCGUUUCCUCAUGACGGCCACCCUAUCGCCCCGGCUUCGUGUCGACAACGGAAUCAAGAUCUACCACUGCACGGGACCUCUGAUGCACGUGCAGCUCGUGGAGGAGCUCUACCAGGCGUCCUGGCGGCCGACCCCCGUCGACAAGGUCGCAGCGUUCCCAAUGAACCUGCCGCCAGCGCCGGCUGCCAGCGCCAGUGUGCAGCAGCACGCGGCCAUCGCCAAGCCGACGCCGACACGGCCGGCCGGGGCCUACCGGCCACCCGGUGCGCGUGGUCUGGCGACGCCGGCGAUCUUCAAGCGCGAAGACGAAGGCGGCGCGGCUCGGGUGCCGACGAACGGGACCAACUCGCCUUCACGCUCGUUCAACCGCAGCCCCGCUCCACCGGGCAACGGAUUCCAGAACGGGUCGUACAACUCGCCCGGCCAAAACGGCGCGGCGCGGCGCCACGUCCCGGGCGCAGCCUCGCCGCAGCAUUCGCCGAGCCCAGGUCCGGAGGGGGAGACGAAGAAGAACAGGAAGCGUAAAGGCAAGAAGGAGGCUGUGGACGACCAGCAGCAUCAGCAGCAGCAGCAGCAGCCAGCGGCCGGCACUGCAGCUGGGCAUGGCAGCAACGGGAACCAGAAACGGAAGGGCAAGGCUGCGGAGGAGGCGCCGCUUGCUGAGGUCGAGGCGAACGGGAAGCCCAAUGGCAACGGCAACGGAUCGCUGUUCAUCCCGCCGCCGGGGCUCGUCGUCGACGCUGACGUGCCACCGACACCAGGACUCGACAGUGCCUUGGAUCCCAUUGCCAAGAAGGCCCGCAAUCUGAACAAGAAGCUCAAGGCGAUUGAUGAGCUGAAGGAAAAGUCGAAGCGCGGCGAGCGGCUGGAGGCCACGCAGCUCAAGAAGAUCGAGGGCGAAGCAGAGAUACGGAAAGAGCUCGCUGCUCUCGGGUUAUAACCGGGGUAACCAGCAGCCUGUCGGUCACGUAGCUUUGUUUUCUGCUCUUUGUUGUCUUAUAUUCACUCGUCCCGAUUCAUGGCAUUAUUUAGAGAACACGCUAGCAUUGGCGUGCGA